AUAUUCCGUUUUGGUCAGCGAGUGCCCUUUGAGCUCAGGCAGAAGCAAUCAAACAUCGAGCAGCCUUCGAUGCUAACAGGAAGAUGGCAUCCACGGACCAGUCAGAUUCACCAACAAAGGCUGGCCUUCCUCCUCGAAACGAUGCACCAGCUCCCCCCAGAGAAGCACUGGUUUCUACAGCUGUAAAAUUUCUUCAAAAUCCCAAAGUACAUCAGAGUCCCUUGGCCACUCGAAAAGCCUUCCUAAAGAAAAAAGGCUUGACGGAUGAGGAGGUUGAGUUGGCCAUUCGGCGUUCGGGCAGCGCAGAAGAGGUCGUGCCUUUGAGAGCUGUAGGCCUACCGCAACCUCCUGACUCUCCUCACUUCGCUGCUGUUCCACACAGUCCAAAAGGCUACAGAUGGAGAGACUAUGGUGCCUUUACCAUCAUGAUGGUGGGCAUCGCCUACAGCUGUCAUCAACUUUACAAGAAAUACAUCCUUCCCCUCAUUAUGGACAGUCGAGAGGACAAGAAGCAUCUGCAGAAGAUGGAGAGCAACAUCGCGGCAAUGAGUGGCACGCUGACACAGACAGUUGGACAGCUACAGCAGACCAUGACUUCUCUCCAGGAGCUCCUUGUCCAACAGCAGCAGAAAAUCCAGGAGCUCUCCCAGGAAAUGACUGCAGCGGAGGCGGCGUCUGCAACCAGUCGCAUCCUGGACAACCAAACGGUUGGAGAGCUGAAAGGCGAGAUAGUCUCUUUGAAGGGUUUACUGCUCAGCAGGAAACAAUUUCCUUCCACUCCUUCCAUUUCGAAGAUCCCCUCAUGGCAGAUCCCCUUGAAGGGGCCCUCGGCAUCCAACUCCCAGUCGGUCAACCACAGCAGCAGCGACAUUUCUCCCGUCAGUAUCGAGUCAUCCAACUCCUCCCCUGUGAAAGACGGACGCCUCAGCCAGCGGGAUUCGCUGGGCGCGGCACUCGGCGUCAACGGUGAUGUCGCGGGCCUGGCCGCGGCGCUGCCCUCGGGGUUGCAAGACCAAGUACGCACCGAGGUGCGAGGAGAUGAGGAAGAGAAUGACGGCGCUCGCCAGGAGAAGGCGGACGGCGGAAGCAUGCAAACUGAGGAUCGUCAAGGUGGAGAUGGGGAGAUGCACAAACAAGAGGACAAACUGAGACGGCCAGAGGAUGCUGGCAACGAAAGUCAGCUCGAGACGGGUCCAUGAGUGAAAAGACAGGAUAAAUCUCGGCUCUCGCGCCACCUUCCUCUCCCAUCGCAAGGCCUUGAUAGGAACACACCAAGGUGGAGGGAGGGAGACAUCACACGUGUGACAGUAGUUCUGACAAACCAACCACUGUAUGUUUGCAUCAUCUCGCUCUGUACCUAAAGCUUAUUAGAAAACUGAAAAAGUCACACUGUCAUGUAAGUAAAUUCAUGAAAUUUCGAGUCAUUCAUAUGUUUGAAGGCUAUCUAAUCAUAAAAAUGGUUUUCCUUGAUA
Hippocampus comes (tiger tail seahorse) is the source of this 1472-nucleotide messenger RNA. It is a transcript of the gene pex14, whose product is annotated as peroxisomal biogenesis factor 14. Gene Ontology annotation, molecular function: signaling receptor binding. Lineage: Eukaryota; Metazoa; Chordata; Actinopteri; Syngnathiformes; Syngnathidae. Gene Ontology annotation, cellular component: peroxisomal importomer complex; peroxisomal membrane. The record is from RefSeq and is a predicted model, not a curated record. Gene Ontology annotation, biological process: protein import into peroxisome matrix, docking. Bases 84 to 1199 code for a protein of 371 amino acids. The transcript is spliced from 10 exons.